Messenger RNA from Chrysemys picta bellii (western painted turtle), 9890 nucleotides. The record is from RefSeq and is a predicted model, not a curated record. Lineage: Eukaryota; Metazoa; Chordata; Testudines; Emydidae.
GGCAGGGGUGGUCCGUUGGCGGGGGUGGAGCUCUGGCUUGUUCCCGGCGGGCGCUGUGGCAAUGGCCGGGGCCCCGCUGUUGGAGGCGCUGGGCCGCCUGUGGCAGGUGCAGGCCCAGCUCGGCAGCGGUGCCUCCGCCUCCGUUUUCCGCGUGCGGUGCUGCGGGGACCCGCGCGCUCCGCUCGGCGCCGUCAAGGAGUUCGUGCCCCCGCUUUGCCCUUGUCUGAUUCCAGUGACGCUGUAUGGCGUGUUCACCAACCACUUCUCUGCAAAUGGCCCUUCUCGCUGCCUCCUGCUGGAGCUGCUGGACAUCAGCGUGUCAGAGCUGCUUCUCUACUCCAGCCAUCAGGGUUGCUCCAUGUGGAUGAUCCAGCACUGUGCCCGUGAUGUGUUAGAGGCCCUGUCUUUCCUUCACCACAAAGGCUAUGUGCAUGCAGACCUCAAGCCACGCAACAUCCUGUGGAGUGCAGAGGAAGAGUGCUUUAAACUCAUUGACUUUGGGCUUAGCUUCAAAGAGGGAAAUCAGGAUGUGAAAUACAUUCAGACAGAUGGGUAUCGGGCUCCAGAGGCAGAGCUGCAGAACUGCCUGGCUCAGGCGGGGCUCCAGAGUGAAACGGAAUGUACCUCAGCUGUAGAUCUGUGGAGUCUAGGAAUCGUUUUACUGGAAAUGUUCUCAGGAAUGAAACUGAAACAUACUGUCCAAUCUCAGGAAUGGAAGACAAACAAUUCUGCCAUCAUUGAUCACAUUUUUGCCAGUGAAGGUGUGGUAAAUUCAGCCAUCCCAGCCUAUCACCUCAGAGACCUUAUCAAGAGCAUGCUUCAUGAUGACCAAGCGAAAAGAGCCACUGCUGCAAAGGCCCUGUGCAGCCCCUUCUUCAGCAUUCCCUUUGCUCCCCAUAUUGAAGAUUUGGUGAUGCUUCCAACUCCAGUGCUAAGGCUGCUCAAUGUCUUGAGUGACGCUUCUCUUCAGAGUGAAGAAGAAUAUGAAGAUGUGCUGGAAGACAUAAGAGAGGAGUGUCAGAAAUACGGCACGGUGGUUUCCUUGCUUGUUCCAAAGGAGAAUCCUGGCAAAGGCCAAGUCUUCGUUGAAUAUGCAAAUGCUGGUGAUUCCAAAGCUGCCCAGAAAUUGCUCACUGGAAGGAUGUUUGAUGGCAAGUUUGUUGUGGCUACGUUUUACCCCCUGAGUGCCUAUAAGAGAGGGUAUCUGUACCAAACAUUGCUCUAGCAGCAGCAGCCAUCAGGAGAGUCGGCAGCACCUUUUCUUCAUUUCAGUGUGUUCUGCAGUUGAAUGUACAAAGAGCUUCCCAGCCCUGCUUUUGAGUAGUUUUGAAAGGAGAUCUGCACAGGACAGAACUGGACUUUUGCCCUCUAGUGCUGCUUUGUCCUGUACAAAGGUAGCCCAUGCGGCUUUAAAAUGAUCUGUGUUCUGCUUGUUUGGUUACAUUAGAGAUGUGGCUCUUGCCUACCCUGGAAGGCUCUCGAGUGACUGGAGUAAGCAGUGGCAUUGCCAUCACAGGAGACUCGAUAUCUAAGCAAUUGAGGUUAAGUCUGGUUCAGACUGUUAAAAAUGUUGCUUCAGUGUCUUGACACUAAUGAUUGACUAAUGUUUGGGGAAAGGAUCUCUCUGUUAACUAUUCAUUAGCGGAGUGAGAACCCCUUCCCCCCCCACCCCACCCCAUACACUUGUUCUGAGACACCCAGGAGGCCCUCUGGCAAGAACAGGAAAGACUACACUUUUUUUUUCCUGUUAUCUAAGGUAAAAAGACAAGCAGAAACCCCUGCAUCUCUGGGGUGGGUGGGGGAGACUUCCGGUCUCUCCACCCCAUAAAGUAGUGGCCAUCUGGCCUUUGGGGUUACGCUGUCACUGACAGCUGGCCCAGGGAGACCUGUAAAAUUUCCUCCGCUCUAGCGUCCGCUGUUGUCUUGUUGGGAAACUGAUUGUCAGUGUCAGUGAAGGCAAACUGCUGUCUGAGAGCAGGGCACCUGCAGCAAAGUGAGUUCACUUGUAUGGACAGGCUGGGCAAAUGUGGAAUCCAUUAAGCAUCUUUGGGGAAAGGACAGUGUUAGUCCUGACCCCUGUAACACCAUGUAAUCUAGAGGUUACACAUUGCCAUAGUAUGGAGUCAUCUACCGCAGCUGACAUCCAUUGCUCUUAGUACGAGUGCCAAAGAGUGCAUAAUGGAGAGGCAUUCCCAGCCUCAGCAGGAUGUCUAUUCUGAAGACUUUUUUAAGGGAGAGCAAAUUUGUACCUGUCGUCAUUUCCUUGUUUGGCUUCUGUUGUAGCAUGUGUGGUUUUUUUGCUUUAGCCAGUGUUGAUUUAUUGGAACUGUGGCAGUAAGCAGGAAGCACUGACACUUUGGGCUCUCCAUAGGGUACACAAAGGGCCUGAGACAAUACAAGAUCCUUUAGAACAAGAAUCCUUGAAAUAAUCCUACUUGACUGCUAAGGGCCUCCUUCAGGGUGAUGCAUUCUAGUGCUAGAGGGACUGUGGGGUUAGCAAGCACAUUAGUUGGAUGCUGUUCAGGAGCGCUGCCAGCUUUUCUGAUGCCCUAGGCAGCGGGAAGGUCCCGCCCCAAAAUGCCGCCCCCCCACAGAGGCAGCGGAAGGUCCCGCCACCGAAAUACCGCUGCGAUCGCCGCCCCCCGAAUUGUAGCGCCCUAGGCCGCCUAAUGGGUUGCGCCGGCCCUGAUGCUGUUAGGAAAGAAACAGAUUGGGUGUGGCCCAUGUCACUGCUUCUCUCAACAGGAGAGCAGCCUAAAUUCGACUCAUGUUCUACUUGCAGUGCUUUAGCAUUGAGAAAGAGCUGCUAGAACAGUAGUUCUCAAACUUUUGUACUGGUGACCCCUUUCACACAGCAAGCCUCUGAGUGCGACCCCCUCUUAUAAAUUAAAAACAUUUUUUUCUAUAUUUAACACCAUUAUAAAUGGUGGAUGCAAAGCGGGGUUCGGGGUGGAGGCUGACAGCUCGCGACCCCCCAAUCUAAUAACCUCGCGACCCCCCUGAGAGGUCCCGCACUAGAAUGUAGUGUUUACAAACCCCACAUGCACAGACCCCUUCCUUUGAGUGAUAGGCACAGGAGGCGAGGAAGUAAAAUAACCCUAGAGGGUGUGGAAGCUGCUGCACCAGUUUUAGUGCCGAGGAGAGGCCUCUGAUCCCAAGCCCUGUCUAGAGAAAUCUGGGGCAAUUGUUGAAGAGAUGUCCCUACCUCACCCUGCAUUGAGGCCGCUGCGCUUAUCCGGGCAAUGUGCUGCUAGCAUCCUGCCCAGGCUGGACUUCCAGCAUUCUGCACUUGAUCUUUCCUGCUGAUAUUGCCAGUGUGUCAUGCGAGAGUCAGUCUGCAACAUGUCAUAAGUCACUUGUCUUCAUUCCUUCUCUGUGCUGCUGUGAAGUGGCUACUGCCAUGCUGUAGUUAAAGUGGAAGCUGGCUUCCCAUUAUAAGCCCCAUAUUUAACCCUUCCCUAGCUCCUCCAGAAAGAGCCUGAUCUUCCUGAGUUUUUCUGUGCCACUUCUCACUCAAGGUAGAGGCUUUUCUGGGGAGUUUGGUAAAAAUCCCAAAAGGAAUUUUGAUGUUUUAAAAAUGAGCCUGUGAUUCAUUGAUCAGACUGUUCCGAAGUGUGGUUCAGAGUAUCCCAAACAGGGUUUCACCUGGGGACUCCAGCUGUGCGUGCUUUGUUUGCGUGUGCUUAGCUGGCCUUGCUGAGACAUGCCUCUGAGUGUCCAGGAGCUAUAUUAGUGUUGGGUUUUCAGUGUGUGAAGAGCUGGGUUUAUAUUUAUGGAUGUUUAGUAUUUUGGUAGUUUAAACUGCCAUGCUACUGACCUGACUGCUGCUAUCUGCCAGGCUGAGCCACAGGGGGAGGACACCAAGGGCUGUCUGUGCUGGAGAUGAGGUCAUGUUAAUUAACACAACAUUCAAACACUCUGGAUGUGAAGAUGGCCCUGUUCAGAUCAUUGUCAGCUGGCCCGACUUCACACUCACCUUCACCCUCUGCUUAGACCCAGACCAUCCUGUUUAAAUGUGACCUUCCCCAAGACUGACUAGCUCUGGCUGGGGGAGCUGUGCUGUGAUGGGAGGGCUCUGAGAAAGAUGGGGUAUGGACUGGGGAGCACAUAGAGGGGUGGCGUUAAGCCAAGGGCUUGGGAAAGGGCAUGCAUGGGGGGAGGGGGUGAUGGGAGCCCAGAAAGGGACCGUGAGGAGGAGACAGUAGGGCAUGCACAGGCAUGGUAGGAACUCAGGAUGGGAUACCGAGGAGUGCGAAGAGACCAUGGGGUGCCUGACUAGCACAGAGUGGGGGUGGGUAAGAUGCAGUGUUUUGUCUAUGGUAACUUUAAGAGCUCAGUCUUCUAGAUACCAACCUUGAGGUGCGUAAAGUGUCCCCGUGCUAAACCUCUCCUUGCCCACCCCAAACCCCGAUGGGCACCCAGACAUAGCCUCAGCACACCUUGCUGUGGCCUGGAGCAGCUGGUCCUGGAGGGAGCACUGCUCCACCAGCCCUAUGGAAACAGGCCUUGUUUGGGAACCCUAACCCAUCCCUCCUGGGAGAGUGUCAAUGGGAUCCAGCUGCACACCAGUCCCAACGUCACUGGGACAGGGAGCUUUCCUUGGGCAGCAGGUGACUGGCGUCUCUUCAGCCUGCCUGGCCAAGGGGGUGAUUUGGCCCCACAGUUCAGCGAACUUUCCCCCCUUGGGAUUUGCUCCCUCUCAGCCAGUCUCCAUGUCAGAGAGGCCCCCGAGGCUCCCUCAGGUCUGCCCAUCUUUCUCUGGCUGUCAGACCAUGCCCCACCCCUCAGGGGCCUUUUCCCCAGACAUUGGCUGCUCUCAUGGCAGUCCAUUUGUGUACCCCAUGUGGGCUGUGUGCCUGGGGAGACCCUGACAAGUGCCACAGCUCCCCCCAGCUCUCUAGCAGAAAGUCCCCCGAGAUUGUGCCCCGUCAUGGGUCUCUCCCUUGCUGGGAAGGAGGCAGCCUCUGUCCCCCAGCUUUGCCCAGCAUUCCUUGAUUUCCCAGCCCCCAUUCUGGGGAACAGGCUGUGCUGGGUCUGUCUCUUUCCCCCCAGCCUCCAUUAGGGGCUGACCGCACCCUGUCAGAGUUACAGGGUUCAGCUGCUCCCCCAGUGCCAGACAUGCCUUUGCUCGCUCACUGCCUCACCCAUCCGACUCUGUGCCCCCUACAGAAUGCAGAAAUGGAAGCAAAGGUCAAAAUAACCAUUUAUUAGGAGACUGGAAUCUCAUUUCCUGUCCCAGGGGCCCAUCUCCUAUGACCUAGACACUAGCUUUGACCUUGGGGUAUCUUACAAAUUUGGAGGCCCAGCUAAGCCUGUGGGGGAUGUAAUGAGUAGGUGAAGGAUUAUGCAGCAGGGCGGGAAACAGCAGCUGCUUCCCAAACAGGCCAUUUCCAGGCCACACAACGCUGGGGCUUGGGUGCUUUGUGUUCAGUGUGUGUAUGGGGGUGCUUUGCUCACUGGAUCCCAGCCUUUGCUCCUUUGCAAGGCCCGGUUUUGUUAGGUGCCUGUUCUAAGUAGCAGAGCCAAGCUGUUACUAACCCCUAGAGGGGAGACAGGGCUUCCUGGUGGAGCAUAGGGGAUGUUCUUGUUCAUCUUGGCAGAGUUAGCUACCAAAGAUGCUGGCUGGGUUUUGUUUAAUAGCUUUAAUAGAUUUGAACCAAAUAAACCUGCAAAAUGCAAACCACUUUUACUAGCUUUUGUCUCUUGGAUGCCCUGGGAAAGCAGGGCCUGAGCCAGUAAGGAUCCUUGGAAUUUGUUUCUGGAUGUUGGUCCUGGCCACACCCCAAUGUGAGCCUUAAUGUUCUGCUCCCUAAUGUCCCUGUGCGACUUUAGCUACAUACAAACAUUGCUAAAGCAGAACCAACAGUGUGUUGGAGGGAGGCCUUCCCAAGCGCCCACCUAGUAAGCACUUGGUCGUCUUUACACGUGGCUGUCCUGUUUGCCUUUGAGCCUUGCUGUGGAGCAGUCAGGUUAAAACCAGAUCUCUCGGAAGAGCAUGUUGAUUGGUGCACCUUUUGCUGGUGGUAUUUUAGCAUGAUUAAGGGCACGUCUUCACUACCUGACGGAUUGGCGGGUAGCAAACGAUCUAUUGGGGAUCGACUUAUCGCAUCUAGUGAAGACACGAUAAAAUCGAUCCCUGAUUGCUCUGCCGUCGACUCCGGAAAUCCACUGCGGCAAGAGGCGGAAGAGGAGUCGACGGUGAAGCGGCAGCGGUCGACUCUCCGCCGUCCUCACAGCCAGGUAAGUCAACCUAAAAUACGCAACUUCAGCUACGCUAUUCACAUAGCUGAAGUUGCGUAUCUUAGGUCGACUCACCCUCCCCCCCCCCCCCCCCGUACCGUCGUAGACCUAGUCUAAGGGCAGCAGGAGUCUGUCUCCUGUACUGCUGGAUCAUAGCAGAGCCAGGCCCCCAGUAUAAGCAAAUGCAUUAGCUCUCCUGUUCAUUGUCUGAUCCCUGGCAGCUCUCACUUUUUUUGGUUUCCAAACAGGCUGCACACUCAGGUUAUGUCUACACUACAGACCUUACAGCAGCACGGCUGUACUGCUGCAGCUGCACCACUGUAAGGCCUCCUGUAUACCUGCUCUAUGCCCACAGGAGAGAGCUUUCCUGUCAGCAUAAUUAAAUCAGCCCCAAUGAAUGGCGGUAGCUGUGUUGGCAGGAGAGCGUCCACACCGGCACUUCCAUCAGUGUAACUUAUGUAGGUCAAGGUGGUCGCUUUUCACACCCCUGAUGGACAGAAGUGCUAGUGUAGACAGCCAAAGAACGCUGCUGCCAAAGCACUUUUCAGCUGAGCCUUUUGCUCAGAGCUGGGAUCUGUGUAGACACAGCUUUCUUCGCAGCUGAGCCAUUCCGUUCCUACCAUUGUCUCUGGCCUGCUCUCGCCCUAGUUACGCACCACGCAGAACCCCAGCUUGCUGGGCACAGUUUGUAUCUCCUUGGAGCUGAACAUGGCUCUAGGGAUGGAAGAGAAGAUUUAGUGCCCUCAUCACAAAUACUAUCAUCCCCCUCCUGAUCUUCUACCUCCCCACCAUUCACUCACUGCUACUAACACCCCACACGCUCAGACACGCUCCACCUCGGUCCCCUCCUCUUUGCCACCAGGUUCUUCCCCCCCCCCCACAAAGACAAAGCAGUUCUCUCCCUGGCCCCACCAAAUUUGCCUCUCUGUCUUCAAAGCUCAGCAGCCACCGUAGCCUACUGAGACUAAAGGCUUCCUUGCUGGCAGGAGUCUCCUGUCUCUUCCUCCCUGCUCUGCGGAGUCUGUGUCAUGUACCUACAGUAACUCUCCCUGCCUGUGCCUAGGGAUGGGGCGCCAGCUAGGAGGAGUCUGGGGCAGGUAGAAAGAGCUUGCCAGGACUCCUCCAUUGACUAGUGCUGAGACAAGGAAUGGAGCUCCCCCUAAAGGUUCCAUGUCGUAACAGCAGCUGCUGCACUAUUCACACUUCAUUCCCAUUUAAGGUUUUCCCUCCAACCAGCAGGACUAGAAAAAUACUCUUUAAAAUGAAAACGUAGUUUCAGCAGCAUGGGCCAUGUUCAGGCUGGGCAAGUGGGAUUCAGUCAGGCUGGACUAUCAGGUGCUACGUGCGUACAUCAAUCAAUGUGACAAUGCUGUGUGGCCAUUUCAAGGAGAGCUGAUUGCUGAGUCAAGUACUUCAAGCUCUCCACAGAAGAAACCAGGACUUUAGUCUGGAGAUCUUGGAUGCUCAUGGUUGAUCUCCAUUGCCUCAAGUCUCUGCCCUGUGAGCUGUUAUGUUUUCAUCCCAGCCCUUUGCAGCCUAUUGUUCUGCUCCAGUCUGCAAAGAUCUGUGCCUGAAAGUAUCAUGUGCAGACGUCACAGCUUCAGUCCUAAACUCUGGGAAUUCUGGGAUCAUAUAGAGCAGGAGUACUGGGAAAUUGUUGAUCCUCUAUCUAUGCCUUGUUUGUUAGCUCCUGCUAGCCGUCAGACAUUCAAUGGCAGCUCAGACUCUGAAGUUUCCAUAUUUAUUUACCAUGUUUUCACUCUGGAGGACUUUGUAGUGCCCAUAACCUUCAACUAAGACUGUUCUCCACCAAGAACCUCUAGCAACUUCACUGAUUGCUCUCAGGGUGGUGAAUGUGGAGUAGAAGAUAUUUAGUCACGAAUAUCCAUAUGUAAAAUGCAUUCCAUUGAUGUAGUUUAACAUGGGCAUGAUGGCCAUGGGGGUAGGUACAAAGCUGGCUAUUAGCCAUAGUGCACAGUCUUUAGGGACUUAAGGUCAAUCAGACAUGACCUUUGGGAUAGUACAAUACUGCGUCAGCAAAGAAAAAAGAAUGGUGCAUCAGCUCAUGCUCUGCCAGUGUACUGGGGAAAGAUGUCAGCUGUAGACUCAAUGCUGCACUUGUAGCACAAUACAGUUGGAAUAUGUAGGAGACUUCCAGGGGUUCAGUGAAAUGGGGAGAAAAUCAGGGCAUUAGCAGAUAGAGUUCACUUUCCAUGGUUGUGCUGAGAUGUUUGGGGCAGAGGGAUACGUGCAUGGAGAGGAAGUGGAAUGAAAUGCUGUCACCAGUUUGUACAAGGGAGACUGAGUCAGCAGAGGGGAGCUGUCAGACGAGGGAACAGUCUCCUGGCCAGUCAGGACAAUGAGCGUCACCCAGCUCCUGCUGCGGUUUGUACAAGAGUUGUCUGACUAGAGCAGAGCAAUGGCCGAACACACACACCCCACACGCCCAGUCUCCUCCAGCGUGCAGGGCUGGCUCUAGGCACCAGCUCUCCAAGCAUGUGCUUGGGGUGGCAAUUUCCAAGGGGCGGCACUCCAGUCCCCCCCACUUUUUUUGCUUGGGGCACAAAAAGCCAGGAGCUGGCCCUGAAGCAAGAUGUUCCCUGUCAGCUGAAGCUUUCCGGCUGAGCUAGAACUGACACUGCAGUUCUGGCUUCAGUAGCUAGAUGGCGCUCAUGGCAGCCUGAGUUGCACAGGCUGGACUGCAGUUCAGGCUGCCCUGUCCCUGGAGAGCCAGAGCAUCAUCCCCGGGAGCUGAGCCCGGGCUGCGGUGGCGAGAGGGGCUCAGCUCCGGGGCAUGAUGCUCUGGCUCUCCAGCGGCAGGGCAGCCUGAACUGCAGUCCAGCCUGUGUGUGAGGAGUUUUGACUGCUAAGGGCCUCCUCUAUUGCUCCUCCAUCUCACAUUGCUUCCGCCCAUGCAUGGUGUUCAGAAAUUUGUGGGAGCCAGGCGUGCUCCCUCUCUGGGGUCACAUAGCGUUCUGUGAGCUUGUGCCAACUCCAGUGAACAGCACGCUCCUGGAGUGGAAGUCUGCUACCUGUGCUUAGGCAGCCCAACUGCUGAUACAGCAACUGAAGAGGGAUCCUGUUUAUGCUGUACAAUCCUCAACUACACUGAAAUGUGCCGCAGCUCAUGCUGGAAAGAUCCAUUAGGUCCAGCUUGGUUUCUGGCUGAUGUUUCUAAAGAAGGGGCACCUACCCUAGCUCUCCAUUAUGUGGUACUGACUGACACCUGGUUACUCUUGUGCCAGACUGUGACCUAGAGGCUACUCUACUGACACCCCAAGGUAGCUGUAUAGCAGCACUCAGAGAUGCAAACAGUCUGCAGCCUGUUUGUCAGGAAAUGCAAAGGCCAUGAUUCUGGGUGAAGAGCUGUGUAGCUGUUCACUGCCAGUUACUCCUCAAACCAAACACAAGCCCGAGCUGGUUUAAUUUUGCUCCGCACUAGCCUCCAUCCACUCUUCACAGGAGCACUGUAUCUACUGUGACAGUCUCUCAGCCUGUUUCUUAUCUUUUCUUUUUGCUGUAAUCUGGUCUGUAAACACAUGCCUUUGUUCAGAUUAGAUCUAAGCUGAUGUACUCCCUUAUGCACUGUUGCUGAGCUGAUGUGUGCUUGAUAAAGGUGAUUAAAAAAAAUAAAGCUUCACUACAAGGAA